UUUUUAUUGGUUUUUUAAUACAUUUACAUAUGCUCUCUUCUUCGUUCUCUUUUCACAAGAAGCUGGAGAAAUAAGGCAACAGCUUAGAACAUCAGUCAACCUGUCAGGCUGGACUUUGACACGUUGAGUUUCUGCAACAAGGACAAAAUGGGGGUUUGAAGUAAAGGAAGACUUCACGGUAGUAAAAACAAUUCUCAAAGUAAAUAUUGGAUUUAACUACAAUCUUGUCUGUUUACCCAUGGCAUCAUUUGUAUUGGAUUGUUUGUUCUGUUUACUCCCAUCCCUGCUACUGUUCCUGCUGUCACUGGUUCUCCGACAGUCCAGAGUUGGUUGUUGGAUGAGACAUGCUUUCAGGGCUGCAGGCUGGAGACUGUGGGUCAUAAUUUGUCUGAUCCUGGAGCUACCAGUACACAGAAAUGGAAGAGAAUGGAUCAAGGAAGUCAAAUCACCAGAGGCAGAUAUUUUGUCAGGGUCAGGUCAAACGUCAGAUGGAACCAUCCUCGUCUGUAAACCCACAGCACUGGCCAAAUAUCUCCUGCAGCACUGUGGCUCUCUGGCCAAGCCAAAGCUGGCUGCCUGGCCCAGGGGAGACCCCCACCUCCAGACCUUGUCCAGCCUGCUGUGUGGGCAACAUGGAGACACAAUACAGUUCAACAGAGACCACCUGUUAUUGAAAGAUGGAGGGAUCGUAGCUUUGGAUUGGGCUGUGGGGACAAGACUUGGUGACGGAGGUGCAAGGAGGAGGUGGGAGGGAAGGAAGGCGCUUGGCUGCUUUACCUCUACGCCUCCUGUUCUGCUCCUCAUUCCUCAGUCCUGGGGAGGGAUGACUCCCCAUUUAAGACUGCUGUGCCAUCAGGCCAUGCUGCAGGGCUUUUAUGUGGUGGUGUUUCACCAUCGAGGCACAGCGGGGUCCCCACUGACCACAACAAGACUGACAGAGUUUGGAGACCCAGCUGAUCUUGAACAGGCAGUGGUUUAUGUCCACAGCCGCCACCCGUCCUCUGUGCUGGUUGCUGUGAGUGAAGGUUCGGGUUCAGGGGUUCUGCUGUCCUACUUGGGGGAAUGUGGCUCAAGCACCUAUCUUACAGCUGCUGCAGCCAUUUCACCUGUCCUGUUGGGACAAAUGUGGUUUGAAACAGUCAUGCCUCCCAUUUAUCGCUGGGGGGCACUAUUUCACCGGAAACUGCAGCUCAGUAGAUAUGCAAAUUCCUUCAGAGGAGUGCUGGAUGUGGAUCACGCUCUCAGUUGUUCCACCCUCAGAGACUUUGAAGAAGCUAUUUUCUGCUCCUCAGCUCAGAUCCAAGGAGGUCCCCCAUCUCCAGGAGGUUUUUUAAACAAUGGAUCUCCCUCCCUGAGGGGGAUGGCACCCUCAGUGGCUUGGACACUGGGUGAAAGGGCUUACCCACCCAAGGACUGGGAGAGCUACUGGUGGAGGAAUGAACCUCUAAGAGAUGCAGAUGAGGUAGCAGUUCCUGUACUCUGUAUCUGCAGCAGUGAUGACCCUCUCCUCUCGCCUGCCUCCACUCUUCCCUUUUCCCUUUUCCUGAGCAAUCCCUACUUCCUCCUGGUGCUGACAGACAGAGGAGGGCACUGUGGGUUCAGUAUGGAGGGCAGUGAGCAGAUGGAGGAAAGUGAAGAAAGGUGGAGUCAUAUCACAGUUCUGGAGUACUUCAGAGUGGUGGCGGAUUUUCUGAAGAAGGAUGGAGCGAGCUGGACUAGCCCAGUAGAGACUGGACCGAGGAGCAGGAUGAACACCAUGGCCCACCGUAGGAAGAAAGGCACCAUGUUGAGGAGACUGAGACCACAGCAGUUUGAACAGAGCAGUCAGGAUGAUGUAGAUGGAGGGAAUUUCACCUGGAAAAGAUCCUAUACACGUUGAGGAGGACACAGAGGAUGAGAGUUUCAGGAAAUUUCAUUAGCUUUGGAAAUUUGAAGGGUUUUCUUCAUUGUCGAUUUAUAAUAAACUGGACAAUUAGGAUGAUGAAAGGAUGUUUUAGCCAAAUGAACUGAACUGAUA
This is a messenger RNA of Melanotaenia boesemani (Boeseman's rainbowfish), 2017 nucleotides long. RefSeq names its product protein ABHD15. The record is from RefSeq and is a predicted model, not a curated record. Gene Ontology annotation, molecular function: monoacylglycerol lipase activity; short-chain carboxylesterase activity. The transcript has 3 exons. NCBI's taxonomy places the organism in Eukaryota, Metazoa, Chordata, Actinopteri, Atheriniformes, Melanotaeniidae. The coding region runs from base 239 to 1879 and encodes 546 amino acids.